Messenger RNA from Lolium perenne, 2278 nucleotides. Its product is annotated as protein phosphatase 2C 35. NCBI's taxonomy places the organism in Eukaryota, Viridiplantae, Streptophyta, Magnoliopsida, Poales, Poaceae. Gene Ontology annotation, biological process: protein dephosphorylation. Gene Ontology annotation, molecular function: protein serine/threonine phosphatase activity. The record is from RefSeq and is a predicted model, not a curated record.
AACCUCAACUCAACUCUACUCCCACAAGUCAACUCUCCGCCCGCCGAUGCUCCACGCAUUAUAAUCCCCCACUCAUCCUCACCUCCACCGCCCUCCUCCCUCACCUCCACCCAACCAUGGGCAAUUCCCUCGCCUGCUUCUGCUGCACCGGCGCCGGCGCCCCUCGCCGCCGCCACGUCGCGCCCGCCGCGCUCCCCUCCGACCCCGCCUACGACGAGGGCCUCGGCCACUCCUUCUGCUACGUCCGCCCCGACAAGCUCCUCCAAUCCUACCACUACUCCACCGCCGAAGACGACCUCCUCCCCGACGCCACCGCCGCCAGCGAGGAGGCCACAACCUUCCGCGCCAUCUCGGGCGCGGCCCUCUCCGCCAACGUCUCCACCCCGCUCUCCACCUCCGCGUUGCUCCUCCUGCCCGACGACUCCUCCGCCACCACCGCCACCGUCUCCUCCGGCUUCGAGAGCUCCGACUCCUUCGCCGCGCUCCCGCUCCAGCCCAUCCCGCGCUUCCCCUCCGGCCCCAUCUCCAACGGCGGCUUCCUCUCCGGCCCCAUCGAGCGCGGCUUCCUCUCCGGCCCGCUCGACCCCGCGCUCCUCUCCGGCCCGCUCCCGGGCCCGGCCGCCUCCGCCCGCCUCCCCGCCCUCCGCCGCAGCCUCUCCCACGGCGGCCGCCGCAUCCGCGACUUCACCCGCGCCAUCCUCUCCCGCGCCGACCGCUUCAAUCCGGCCGCCGUCUCCGGAAGCCUCGGCUCCCCCGACGCCGCCGCCGCCGCCGUCGCCGCCUGCGGCGGCGACGCCAGCGGCCUGCAGUGGGCGCAGGGCAAGGCCGGCGAGGACCGCGUCCACGUCGUCGUCUCCGAGGAGCGGGGGUGGGUCUUCGUCGGCAUCUACGACGGCUUCAACGGCCCCGACGCCACCGACUUCCUCGUCUCCAACCUCUACGCCGCCGUGCACCGCGAACUCCGCGGCCUACUCUGGGACGAACAGUCCCCCCAGCCCGACCACCCAACCUCAUCCCCCAGCACAACCACCACCGCCACCGACCACCAGGACCAGCACACGCGCAGGCGCCGCGCGCGCCGCGCCCGCCCCCCGCGCGGGAGCGCCGACUACGACGACGAGGAGUCGCAGCGGCGCUGGCGCUGCGAGUGGGACCGCGACUGCUCCAGCCUCAAGCCGCCCACGCAGCCCCACCGCCAUCCCCGGACCGACGGCGAGCACGACCACGUCGCCGUGCUCAAGGCGCUCGCGCGCGCGCUCCGCAAGACCGAGGAGGCAUACCUCGGCGUCGCCGACAAGAUGGUCGCCGAGUUCCCCGAGCUCGCGCUCAUGGGCUCCUGCGUGCUCUCCAUGCUCAUGAAAGGGGACGACAUGUACGUCAUGGGCGUCGGGGACAGCCGCGCCGUACUGGCCACCAUGGACAGCGUUGAUCUCGGUGAGGGCUCAUUCGACGGCCUGUCGCCGUGCUUGUCGGCCGUGCAGCUCACGUCGGAUCACAGCACUUCGAUGCCAGAGGAGGUUCGCAGAAUACGGAAUGAGCAUCCUGAUGAUCCGGCCGCGAUCUCCAAGGACCGCGUGAAGGGAUCGCUCAAGGUGACCAGAGCUUUCGGCGCCGGUUUCUUGAAACAGCCAAAAUGGAACGAUGCACUACUGGAGAUGUUCCGAAUCGAUUAUGUCGGGUCGUCCCCGUACAUCACGUGUAAUCCAUCUCUUUAUCACCAUAAGCUCAGCACGAGGGAUAGAUUCCUGAUACUGUCGUCCGACGGUCUCUACCAGUAUUUCACAAACGAGGAGGCAGUUGCUCAGGUUGAAAUGUUCAUCGCAACAACCCCUGAAGGCGACCCUGCCCAGCACCUUGUCGAAGAAGUGCUUUUUCGGGCGGCAAACAAAGCAGGAAUGGACUUCCACGAACUGAUCGAGAUCCCGCAAGGCGACCGUCGGCAAUACCACGACGACGUGUCGGUCAUCAUCAUCUCCUUGGAGGGCAGGAUCUGGAGAUCUUGUGUGUAAAUAGACAUACUAGGCUAGACAGAGAAACGUAUAUAUAGAGAGGGAGAGGUUCUUGCAGUUGCAGGCCUCGAUCAGUUCAUGCGGCUACUUCCAACUCCACUUCUUCACCCCAGCUGCCACUGUACAAUAUCAACCAAGCACUGGGUCGGAUCUGGGGUUUUGGCACAUUACAUCCAGCUGAACCACGAUGAAUCAACCAUGUAAUGUAAAAGAGGAUUUGUUCAAUUAUUAAUAACUGAAUAUGAGACCAAUUGGUCAGGUUUCUUUGA